Molecule: messenger RNA, 978 nt
Organism: Camelina sativa (false flax)
Lineage: Eukaryota; Viridiplantae; Streptophyta; Magnoliopsida; Brassicales; Brassicaceae
Product: ylmG homolog protein 1-2, chloroplastic
Biological process (GO): chloroplast fission
Cellular component (GO): chloroplast; membrane
Source: RefSeq, a predicted model, not a curated record
UAAGAGAAGGAUUCGUUACCCUAUUUUCUCCCAGACAAAGGAGUGAGAGAGUAUUCAUUCUCCGGCGCCGAGCAACAAAGAUGGCUUCUUCCACCACCAACAGUCUCACUCUUCGCGCUUCAGUCCUUGUAAACCCUAGAUUACCUCCCAUCCUCCUCCGUCCACGUGUCUCCUUUCCCCGAAAACCCUCCUUCAAUCUCUCCCUCCAAAACCCUAGAACCAUCGUCUCCUCCGCCGUUACCUCCUCGCCGUCUCCGGUACUCUCCACCGAUAAAACACCUUCUCAAUUCCACUUCUCAGACUCGACUAGGUCAAUCACCACCCUCGCGGUUCUAGCCGGCGUCGUGACCAAAUCCCUAAUUCAGAAGCUCUCCGUCGCAAUGAUUCACCUGUCCCCACAGAUUCAGUCAUCUUUCCGAGCUGCGAGUCCGUUGUUCUUCGCGUCGCUACGUGAUCGUCCCGCCGGAUAUCUCAACACGCCGCUGACUGUAGUUGCGGCUGGGUUAUCCAAAUGGCUCGAUAUCUACAGUGGUGUUCUGAUGGUCAGAGUUUUGCUCAGUUGGUUCCCAAACAUCCCAUGGGAUCGCCAGCCUUUGUCUGCCAUUAGGGAUCUGUGUGAUCCUUAUCUUAAUCUCUUCAGGAACAUUAUCCCUCCGGUCUUUGAUACGCUUGACGUUAGCCCUUUGCUUGCUUUCGCCGUUUUGGGAACUUUGGGUUCGAUUCUCAACAACAGCAGAGGAUAGUUUAAAAAAGCACUACUCUACUCUGCUAUGAUGCAAAGCUUUAUGGAUUGUAUCAAGUUCGGAUCUUUCUGGUUAUAUUUGGGAGCAUUUAUAUUGUCUAUAGUUAAUAGCAUUUGGAGAUAUAAGGUAACGAUGUAUUAGACUCUAAAGUUUCAGUCUUUUUUUUUCUGUUCUGUGGUGUAUUUAUGUAAAUGUACGGCUUUGGUUUCAAUAAUAGACUUGAAAGUUUCGUGGA